This is a messenger RNA of Puntigrus tetrazona (Sumatra barb), 1748 nucleotides long. RefSeq names its product androgen dependent TFPI regulating protein 1 (gene adtrp1). The transcript is spliced from 6 exons. NCBI's taxonomy places the organism in Eukaryota, Metazoa, Chordata, Actinopteri, Cypriniformes, Cyprinidae. Gene Ontology annotation, cellular component: endomembrane system; membrane. The record is from RefSeq and is a predicted model, not a curated record. Bases 24 to 749 code for a protein of 241 amino acids.
UAUUGACGUCAGAUCCGAUAAACAUGGCUGCCGCCACGAGACUCGGACCAAAGACGAACCUUCUGGUUCAUCUGCUUAUUUUUAGCUGGUAUGUUUUCACGAUCUGGAGUAACUGUACGCUGCAGACCUCAGACAGACACCCUGGCGUGCGCUCAUACGGAGGACGCUGGAAAUACCUGACUUUUAUUAAUCUGGUGUCGCACGCGGUGUUUUUUGGCCUGUGCGUGCUGGUGGACGCGGUUCACAGCGCUGUGUCUGUCAAACAGAGCCGCAGCGGGACUCCUCUGCUCCUCACCAAAGCCAGGGACUUUUACUUCACCGCCCUGGCGUUUCCGGUCGGCACGUUUGUGUUCGUUUCUUUCUGGACUCUCUACACUUACAACAGAGAGCUGGUGUACCCUAAACUAUUAGACGAGAUCAUUCCCAUCUGGCUGAAUCAUGCAAUGCACACUUUUAUCAUGCCGCUGCUGCUGCUGCAGAUGUUUCUUCAGAAUCACAGAUAUCCCAGUCGCGUGAAGGGGAUCUUCAGUCUGGCUUUAUUUGCCGCCCUCUAUCUGUCGUGGGUGCUGUGGGUGCGCCACGCGUCAGGGAUUUGGGUGUAUCCUAUCAUGGCUCACUUGAGUCCCGUGGGCUUGUGUAUUUUCCUCGGAGGCGCGUCGCUCAGCAUGGCUCCUCUUUACCUGUUAGGAGAGAAGCUCAGCUUCAUGAUGUGGAGCGGCACAGGGAAUCAGAAGAGGAAAAAGAAGUAGACGUCUACUGGAAUCCACAUUAACCGUGUGGAGCUCAAACCAGGCCAAACAACAGGUUUUUAUAGGCAUGAAGCAACGGUAGCAUUGUUGUAUUUUAUACAAGAGGGGCUUAAUUGGCCCUAGCAUACAAACAGAAAGAAACUAGCAUACCUACUGAACACAUGGUAUGCAUUUAUACUAAUUGUGCUGAUAUUUUAUUUAGUUUUUCUCCUAAUUGUGACACUGAUGAAAAUGCUUUUUUUUUUUUUUUUUCUUUAAUGAUCAUAUUUUUUAUUAUUUUAGAGUUGUGAAAUGCUGUAAUAUCCCAGAAUGCUGUUGUUCAUUGAUUAAGGGACAGUCAGUACUGAUCACUUUCUGGCGACCAAUCUUUUGCUGAUAUAAAAAAAAAAGAAAUCCGCUGUAGUUUGUGUCGGUGUCAAGCCAUGUAAAUGUGUCACGCGAUGUGUCGGAGGGCUUUCUCAGUGACACACUUUACCUGCAUGAACUUGGGUAAUCUCACCAGUGAAGCCCUUAAUGUGAUUUUCCGGCUUUGCCCAGAGUUUGAUGAUGGACUUUAUUGGAAACAAGUAAACCUUAGUAAUCUGUGUCCUCGCUGUGACACACGUCUGAUUCACAUCCAGAGAAACGACUCUGCAUUCAUUCCUUCUUUGAGCCCUUUCUAUGGACAUUUCAUGAUAACUGAGUAUGUUUGCUAAUUCUAUUGUUGUGGAGCAUAAUGGAGUGCUUUACUGUGAUCACGAUGACUUUCCUCUUUAUUUCAACGUGUGUGUAAAACAGAUGGCUGUUCAGGUUAACGGAGAGGACAGAUCCGUUUGCUGAGACCAAUGUAAUUCCUGCAUUCCUGAUUAUAAUAGCACUUGUGAAGAAUAUGAUGCACUGACAUUAAAAUGUCAUCGGUGGCACUUAAAAAGGGCCAAUGAGCGUUAUUGGUUUGCACAAUGUAAUGAUUAUUAUUGCCAACUAUAAACAAUAAAACCUCUGUUGUUUUACUUGUUUAAA